Messenger RNA from Rosa rugosa (rugosa rose), 2271 nucleotides. RefSeq lists its product as uncharacterized. The record is from RefSeq and is a predicted model, not a curated record. Lineage: Eukaryota; Viridiplantae; Streptophyta; Magnoliopsida; Rosales; Rosaceae. Gene Ontology annotation, biological process: regulatory ncRNA-mediated gene silencing. The transcript has 4 exons. The coding region runs from base 126 to 1712 and encodes 528 amino acids.
AAUUUUAUAUUUCAAGACGGGCCAGCGAAGCCCAAGUACCCAAAAUUAUAGAACGCUUUCGGGAGACGACGACCUCCUCCCCACCCACCAUCUUCUUCAUUCUUCAAUCCCUAAAACCCCCCAAGAUGGCCGGAGGUAACCACUCCAAGGCCCCACCACACAACAACAAGCCUUCCUCUUCUUCCUCCGCCUCUAACCGCAAAUCCCGCUGGGAAUCCUCCCCCUCCACCAGUCUCAAAAACAACCACCCCCACCCACCCGACCCGACCAAACCCCCCAAGCCCACCACCACCACCGGCCCAUCCCCCAAUAAGGGCCCCACCGCCAGCCCCGCCAACCCCAAGCACCCGCCCCUCCCCUCUCCCGGCGCCGCCCCUCCUUUCCCCUUCCCGGACCCCGCCGCGUUCGGCCCGCCGCCCCCGCCCGUCUACGGCUUCCACAACCUCGAGCGCCGCACGAUCGUUCUCGCCGACGGUAGCGUCCGCUCCUACUUCGCCCUCCCGCCAGAUUACCAGGACUUCCCUCCUCCUCCUCCUCCUCCUCCGCAUAUGGACCCGUCGGGGCGGUUCUUGCCGCUCGGGCAGGGCCGGCCGGCCGCCCCGGACUACUGGAAUUCGCUUGGGCUGGACGGCCGUGGGCCCCAGGAAGGGUCGAUGAAGAGGAAGUUUGGGGAAGAAGAGGAGCUGAGGGAUAAGGGAGAAGAGUUGGCCAAGCGGCGGCAGCAGUUGGUGCAAUUCGGAAACGGGUUUGCGGCGGGUCCGAGUAGCCCGUUUCGGCGUGACUUGGGGGCCCAAUCCAGAAGUGGCGAUGAUCCGAGAGCUUCCAAGUAUAUGAGGACUGGCGGGGGUUAUGAGAAUGUGGGGUUUAGGCAAGGCGGCGGUGAUAAUGUGGGUCAUAAGCAUCUUCAGGUCGACCAGGCUGCGUUGAAGAAGGCAUUUCUGUACUUUGCGAAGGUGAUUAAUGAGAAUGGAGCGCAGAAGAAGAUUUACAUAGAGGAUGGGAAGCAGGGACGGCUUAAUUGUCUUGCUUGUGGCACCACUGGCAGGUCUGCAAAAGAUUUUCCGGAUAUGCAUAGUCUCAUCAUGCACAGUUACAACACGGACAAUGCGGACAUUCGUGUGGAUCACUUGGGCUUACACAAGGCUUUGUGUGUUUUAAUGGGGUGGAACUACUCAAAGCCUCCUGAUAACUCAAAGGCAUAUCAGUUCCUUUCCGCUGAUGAAGCAGCAGCAAAUCAAGAUGACUUGAUUAUGUGGCCGCCCAUGGUGAUAAUUCAUAAUACGCUUACAGGAAAGAGUAAAGAUGGCCGCAUGGAGGGUUUGGGCAAUAAAGCUAUGGAUAGUUAUAUACGAGAUCUUGGGUUUGGGAGUGGCAAGUCGAAGUCCCUGUACGGUAGAGAUGGACAUUUGGGAACAACUUUAAUCAAGUUUUCAGCUGAUGAAGCGGGCCUCAAGGAGGCCUUGCGAAUGACAGAAUUCUUUGAGAAGGACAAUCAUGGACGCAGGGCUUGGUAUCAUGUACAACCGCUCACGUUGGGCAAUAAGGAUGAUGAGAACAAUCCUUAUCUUGUGAAGUUAGAUGAAAAGACUCGGGAAAAGAAGAGAGUCCUUUAUGGUUAUCUAGGAACUGCUUCUGAUCUCGAGAAAGUUGAUUUUGACACGAGAAAGAAGGCUGUGAUUGAAAGCUGGAGAGAAUUCAAACCUCCUAAGUAGAGUCCCGUGAGAUCCAAGUGGUUUCAUGAUGUGGAAGGUAAUGAAAGAUUUUUAUGGCAUCAUUCUCUAGUGUCAGGAGCAGUGAAGCCUAAAAUGCCUAUUUAUUAUUGUUGAAAAUGUAAUGGCCGAUCUUAGGUGAUACAGGAUAAUUCCAGCCAGCUCCAGCUUGCAGUAAUGAUUUAGACAUAAGAGUAGAAGUUCACAUCAAGAAAAAGAUUGAUUGCUGCUUGUAUGGUUCUGAACUACUUGUCAUCCAACGUCAGAACAAAUAAUAUCGUAGCAUAAUUGCUGAAAUUAACUUUCGAUGAGCUUGUAGCCUUUUACAAUGUUCAGACUAUCGGAAGUUGAAUUCACCAGAACCAGUCGAAGAUUUUCUUUCCACCAUUUUAAUGGAAUGGGAACUAGUUUGAUUGUAUCCACAGGUUAUAUGUUUUUGCCAUGUGAAAUGGCCAGUUGGGCUGUCCCCUCUUUCCCAAAUUCUGACAGCAUAUUCGGAGGGGUCAUUCUCUACAUUAUGCUUCUAAAGAGUUGAGGAAAAUGAAAAUAAUUUGUUCUUCAA